CUUAGCACUAUUGAAGUAAACAGAGAGCUAGAGAGGUUGACAGAUCUGCCUCGAAUAUGUGAAGUUAACUUAAAUUUUAAUGAUAAUGUUUGGUGGUAAUAAAAAAAAGGACCGUGUCGAAUUUGUUGAAAAAGUGCAGGCUGCUCGACAACAACGAUCCGAAGGAAAAGAAAGGGAAAGAGCUGCUAUUUGCAUUCAGGUAUUUAUAUAUAGACUGCUAAAGAUAGAUAUUUGAUCGCUAAGGAGGAAUAUGCUCCAGAAACCACAUGAUCACUAUUUAUGGGUAUUUAAGAACUUUUAACCAUCCUUGAAAAAUUAAAUUAAUAUUUUGAAAAUAUUUGCUGCCGGAAUUCGUGAGCCAACUAGUACAACAGCUGUUUUAAAUAGUGCAUGUUGUGCUUUUCUAUUUAAAGGCUAGAUUACUUAGAUGUCUUUAACCGACAUCCGAAGAGGAAUUUUUAGCACCAGUCAAACAGAGAGGUUACUCAAAACAAGUAGUGACUUUUGAUAGGAGAGAUGAAAUUUGUAGUGUUUACGCAAUGAUUUACUUUUUGAAAGAACGUAAAAAUACUUUGAUUGCCAGACUCACAUCACUUACUGACUUGACUUAACCUAACCUAAAUAACAUGGACACCUUAAUAUAUUUAUACUGUUACUUACAUAAAAUUACAUGAUGAAAGGUGAUCAAAAUAAAUUUCACAAGUUAACAAAUCAACACCACAAAUUUUUUUAUAGAGCAUGUAUACUACUCCUUUAUAUGACCACACUUAGCAAGGUGCAAGAUUGUGCCUGUCUGGUAGUAAGUGUGACUGAAAAUUGAAUGUCAGUGACUGGAAUUUUAAAGGUAGUCACAAGAAGGCAAGUUAUCCAGUGUCCCCACUGGACAACUUUUUUUUUCUAAUUGAAAACAUUCACAUUUGGUUCCCAAGAAGAAUUCUAGAACCUCCACUGAAAAAUAAAUUAAAAGUGUUCACAAAAUGUACUGCGCUUUCCACCAGAUAGAGAUUUAUCCAGUAUGUAGUGUUACUCUCCUUUUGAACAACCUGUGCCAGGAAAGUUGCAAUAAUUGAUUUAGAGGCAGUCAUGUUUUCAGCUGUUAACAUGACAGCCAUACAAAGGGCACAUUCAAUUUGUGAUGGGUCAGCUUUCCUGGUGCUCUGUUUGGCACUGGUUUAUACUCUGGAAAUGUUCAAAAGUGUUUUAAAAUGAGAAGGGGAAGAAAGUGCUAUUUAUUAAUAAGAAGUUCAUGUUAAGUUUGGAUAUUUUACCAGCCUCUUAAUUGUAAGACAAAGAUUUCUCCAUGUGAACUGAAAAUGAUCUUUUGUAUACUGUUGUACACUACUCAUAUUGUUUAAAGGAACAGCACUCUAAGCUCAACUAUUUUCAAAGUCACCAUAAAAUAAAGAAAAUGGUGUGGCUGGCAUUUAUUUUUGCAGAAAACAAAGAAAAUAAAUGAACGUUGUCUUCUGACCCUACACUUGUAAAAAGUAUGUUUUAAAAACAUUACAACCUGCUACAUAACUAUCAAACAAAGGUUGCAAAAUGGCCACUUUCACUGCAAAAUUAUUUGGCGAAAAUUUUAUUGUAGUCUCCAUUGUGACCAAAAUGGUCACAGCAUGGAGCUUUGAUGAGGAAAAUAUUUUCAGCAAAAGUGUGCCUUAACAAUCUCACAUUUCUUUGUAUUUCACAUUGAAGCUAAAAUGUUGUGAGUGGAACUUUUUAAUGACUAGUUUUUCCUACAUGGUGAUGUUUAAAAAAAUUGUCUAGCAGCACUUUGUGCCCCUAUAGUAUUUAGUAUUAUAUAUAUAUAUUUGCCCCAGUGCAAACAAAUUUUGUUGAUGUUGUCACCUAGUGGAUAUAACCUGAGAUUGAUUCAUCUUAGAUGUUACCCAGAGAGCUUUGAUCCCUUAUUUCGAGGUGUUGAAAUUUGUUGAAGCAACCGUUUUGCUGUGUACAUUAGGGUUAUUAUAUACUAAGUCAAUUAAAUUUUGGAAAAUUCUGCUUCCUUUUUGUGCUUUCUCAGGCAUGGAUGAGGAGGCUCCUGUGUAUUGCCAAACUGAGAACUGAAACAAGGUAUUCAUUAACUUAGUUGGUGCCCAAAAACACUUUAUAAUGUUAAUUAAUCCCAUUUUAUAUUGGCUUAUGAUGAAGAAGAAGCCAGAUUAUAAUUUACCACAAAAAUUUUGCCAGGGACCUUGCUAUCAUAUCUUAUUCAUCAAUUAUCAAUUAAUUAUUUAUUAAAAAAUUUUUUUCAUUCUAUCAAGCUUAUAACAUUGAAGCACUUAUGUAUGUCGGAGAUCUGGGGCUUAUUAAAGUGUAAGACCAGCCAAUUAAUCUUGUGUAACAUGUAGUUGGAAAACUGCAAGUUUGUGUGCACUUUUCAUUUUGCUGUGAGUGUUAUUUCAGAGUGAUCAACUGUAUUUUCACAACUUUCUCACUCAUCCACUAAAUAUUGUGAAGCAGCUUGUCUGAAAUAUAGACACUACUUUCAGUCAGCCUAAAAUCUUCAGUCAAAAAAAGUUGGAAAGUAAAUCAGUUUCUGAAAAUAUCAUUUACCUCAGUCUAGCUAUCUAGUCUUCUGUACACAACUUUACAACUCCAGUAGUAGAUUUGCUGUUCAUAUUUUUCACCUUCUUGCUGCCAUGAAAGGACAUAGAUUGAAAUGUUUAAAUAUCCUUGUCUCAAUGAAAACUCAGAAGCUUAUUUUCACAGCAGUUAAGUUUACUUGUGGAAGUCUCUUCCUUCAGGGAUUAAACACUGCUGAAACAAUCCUCUUGAUUCAUUUGCAUCUGCCAUGCUAUCAUUGACUGCCACAUUUGUGUGUGGAGUGGAACUCAAAAUGUUUUCAAAAAAUGUUAUUGAUAGAGUCUCCCAUAAGAAAAUUCAAUUAUCAUAAGUUAUCCAGGGCUUUCCCAAUGAAAAUGAUGGCUCGAUCAUUCAUUCUGGUAAGCUUUUCAGUGCCCCUUUGUGAUCAGUAGAGAGUUUUUAUGAAAUAAAAAACUGCUUAUAAACCCCACCUUGUUUUUAGACAAUACAUGUAUAGGGGAAUUUAGACACUUCUAGGUCAUAAACUUCUAAUUCUAAAGAGUAUAUCUAGUGGGUAAGUAUGAAAACUGUCCAGUUGUACUGAUAUGAAAUUUUUUUGGUGCAAAAGAAGUAGCAUCAAGGAAUUCUGUUUAGCUCCUACCCAAUAACUGAUGGAGGGGGCACUGGGAUGGCAUCCCAUACAGAAGGAAUAACACUGGAGUAACACUUGACUUUCACUUGUAGAGCGUUUUGCUUUUAGUAUGAGUUUAUUAUAAUAGUCAUUGCUCCAAAGUAUUGGAUGAUCGGAGAAUCUUUUCUUAGGAAUAAUUGUGUAGUCAGUAAAUGUGUCACUGUAGUUAACUUAAAUUCCAGAGAAGUUUUUCAUAAAUAAGUUUGUUUCUUGCACAUUCAGGGAAGAAUUUGACCAGUUUAUUGAGCAGAGUGGAACUAAGAAACCUUCAGGUUUGACUGUUAUGCUCUUUAUAGAUCAGUUGACAUAGAUCAGUCUCAAAGAUUUGAAUGUUGUGCUUCAGAAUGCCAGUAUGGAAUUUUGAUGUUCAAGCAACAAAAACAAGACAUUCAUGAACUUGAAAUCUGAUCAAUUCCACCUGUCAAAUCAAAUUAUAUACAAUGCAUCUUGUUCUGAUAUAUAAGAUACCCUGAAGUAAGUUAUAAGGAAUUACACCAAAUUUGUUGUUGAUUUUUUUUGUAAGAAACAGGCUCAAAAAGCAACUACAAGAGGUUUUCUUGGAGGUUUCGUUGUUGUUAUGGUAUCCUUAUUUGUCAUAUCAUGUGAUCACAACUUUUUUAGAAUAAUUGGGCAUUUUUCUGGGUAAGGAUUGCAGUGGUGUGGUUGUACCAAAGAAUUGAUGUUUAAAACUAAACUGUUCUUUGCCACCUUCUUAAAAUAUGUAAUUAAUAGAUAUUUUUGUCUUUCUGCAGCAACUGAUGUCUUUCACCUUGCAAGAAAAUUUCUUUUUACUUUCCAUUUGAAGGAUGAUGAGAAGGUAUAAUGGUAAUCGAAAGUUUUAAAUAUAAAAAUUCUUUUUUGUGGUAACAUCCUAGAAUUCUUACUCCUAUUUUGUUAUCUGAGUUAUUGAACAGCUUAGAUAUGAGGUGUCAAAGAAAAUGAGUGAUUGACAGAAAUAGUUUUAAAUGGUCAUUUAAUUGAAACUGACAAUAACAAACUUUACCAUGAUUUCAAUAACUUUUUUUUUUUUUUUACAUGUGCAGAGAUUUGAAGCACUAUGUAGACUUAUACUUGGUAGCAUGGAAGCCCAAAGUGAACCCAGGGUGAGUAGGGUUUUUUUGCCCCUUUGACUUUUGACCCAAGCAUGGACUACAGGGACCAUAAAUCAGAGCAGAAAAAUUAAGAUCAAGUACUUGUGCCAAGGACAAAGACAUUUGCAGCCAUUGCUUCAUUUAUAAUUACAACCAUGAUAAAUUGCUUUCCACUUGAGGCUAUCUUACCACAGAACUGUUAUUUGUCCUGCAAAUUGUUAGGAAGGAGACAAGAAAUAUCAAAUUAUCCUUUUAACUGAAUAUAUUGAGACAGAAAAAAAAUGGCACAUUCUUUAGUUCAAAAAUCAUAUAAAGGAAGAUAAUGAAUCCAGUUACUACAACAACAUGUAGGUAUUGCAUCAAGCUUAGUCUGAUUCCUUAUAAGAAAUUAACUGUGUCUUGCACAACUCACAAUAAAUAUUUUUUAUUCAUCAGGAUAUUUUCAAAAGUUCCCAGGCCCCUAUAUUGAAAUGAGAAUGUUGUUUGUGUUUUACUUAUUUAAAAUCAGUUUAACUUAUUUUUAACUGUAAUUUGUCUUAAUACCAAGGUGGUAAUUAUGAUGAUGGUGAUAAUCUGAAACAUAUGCUGAUAGAAAUGAAACUAAAGUUAAAACUUUCAAACUAAAGAUGAAUUUGAACUACAAGAUAUAGAUGUUUAGGAGCACCCUAAGUAAGAGGUGUCAGGUGUUAGAGGAGAAAUAAGGUUGAUAUGUAAGUAUUUUACUGUGCAUCAAUUAAUUAAACACAUGAUUAACCCUGUUGGUUAUAUAUGACUUAAAGAUAAAUGUCAAAAUAUGACAGGGACAGGGGGAAGAGGGGAUCAAAAAUUCUCCUGAAUGUAGAUGUGUCUUAAAGGAGAUGUUUCAUCUCAUAACUGUGGAUGAAUUUUCUGUUGCAGCUCUCAUUAAAUGUUUUAUUUUUCUUUUCAUCUUUUCAGCUGUGGUAUGUGUCAGUUGUCCUUUCACAUGAUCUUGUUCUUCUCUGGCUGCAUCAACUCAAACACUUGUUACUGAUUUGCUGUAAACUGCUUCGUAAGCUCAAGGUGAUCAUUAAGCUUUAAAGAAAGUUACUCUUUAAUACCAAUGGUACAUUGACGUUAAUAAUUUGCCUCUCAGUCAAUGUUUUGCACAUUUUAUCUUUGUAUUCCUGUUUGUAUGUUUUUUCAGCCUAGUGUUUCCACAGAUGCAAAAAAGAUCAGCAUCUAUUUGAAUAUGGUAGGUUAGAUAAUAUUUGUCAAAUAUUACUUAUUCAAUGUUACCAGAAGCAUAUAACUUACUUCUAGGUUACAUGCUUCUGAUGUCAAAUGAUAAUUGUUCGUCAGACUUAUUUGUGUAGUAAUCAGGUAAUUAAAAAGGUACACAGGCUGGUAUUUAAGCAUUAAAACUCCCUGAUUUCCAGUUUACCAUUCUUGUGAAGGAGACUUGUCUGAUAAAUGACCAAGCCCUGGUACAGAUGAGGUUGCUUUUUUAAGAGUAUCUAUGGAAAUAAAGCAUCUGUAUUUCUCAGAGUUGCUUACUUUUUAAAUACAACAAUUUGACUGAUUUCAUGUGGUGGAAGAUUCAGCAAUUUAGUAGCAGGUAAAUUAAAUGUAACAAGGAAAAUAGUUAUAAUUAAUAAUAAAUGAAUGUGUUAUUUCAGCAUUGUAGGUAUGGCUUCUUUUGUAAUGAAUUAACAUGUAUCCAAUAGAAUGGUGCUAUUCCAUUCACUGUAUAGCUACACACAAAAUUUAUUGUGAUUUCAGCUGAUUGUAUUUACUGAUUGUGGAAACUGGAAGAUUUUAAGCAUGAAAGGAGGUGAGAGAAGAUACAAGUGAUCACAGUUUCCUCUGAUUUGUUUGAGUGGGCAAUAAAUGUCCAGAGUGUGUUUUUAACACCCAUAGCAGCUUAGAGAGGACUAUUUUCUAAAUGAGAAAUAGCGUUUAUUAUUACAACUGUAAGACUUGAAGCCAUAAGAGUGAUCAAAAGGGAUCACAUUACUACCAUUCCUUGUCUUGUUUGUUGUUCUUUUAAAAAGUAUGGCAUCAUACCUGUUGAGACAAUAUUUUCCUUAUCCACCAUUUGUAUUGCCCAGUUUAUACAGAGUGAUCAAAUGUGGAACUGGGAUUGUAAUCUGUAUGUCUCGAAAGAAAUAUCCAUUUCUUAGGAACAUGGGAUUCUUCUUUGCAAGUUGAUUGCUCCCUGGAUUACAACUGACCAUUGUGUCUCCAAUACAAAUGGAAUUUUAAGAAUACUGAGGUUCAACUUAUGCUCUGUUAAGGAGACAGAUAAUCAGGAUAAUGAAGUUGUUGUCAACUAAAAAAUUAGAAAAGCUAAAAUAUUUGAUAGUGUUAAACAUCAAAUUCCUAGAUUUAUUUUUCAUUGUGAUAUCCAAUAGAAUUAUCUAAGAAAAAAGCCUUUGUCUCAUUAUUUCAAUUAACAUUUAAAGGGGAGGCCCUUCGGCAAAGCUUGCAGCAACUUUGUGCAAAUGUUCUGGGACAUUUGAACAGUAAAGGACUGUAUCCAUCAUUGAAGGUAUGUGCUGAAGUUAAAAUCAUUUCAGUCUGAAGUGAUUUCAAACAUAAUUAUUUGAUUUGUAUUAUCCUCUACUGAGAACUAUGAGUGGUAUAUAUGGGACAAAGAAAAAGCAUGUUGAACUUUCUUUGGAAGCUAAAUAGUGUGAAAGAUUUUUUUUCAUAUGACCUGCUCUUUCCCUUGCUACAGUUUGACUGUCACUGGUAGAUUAGUUAUGAAAUAGCCUGGCAUAAAUUUCAGUUUAUCUCAUGUGGAAUAAAUUUCAUUGCUGUCAACUGCAUGGGUUAUCGUGACUAAAGCAUGUGGUCAGAAAUGCCUUUGAAAGCAUUGGUGUGAUUCUUUUUUGCCUUGUGUUGAUGUAGCUAAUCCACUGAGUCAAACAUGGCGUGUAAUCAGGCAGAUCAAGAAAAAAGGGAAGAAUUUUGAGAAAAAUUGUUUCGAAAAAUGUAUUACAUAAAAGAAAUUAAGAAGAGCCUUGAUGCUUGUACAUUUUGCAUUUAUGUGCCUAGGACAGGACCUCAUCAUGUAUGUUUUUGACUAUUGCUUCAAUAGUGUAAGAUUACUGUUUUUUAAUCAAGGAAUAUUAUUAUAUACACAUUUUCUUUAUGAAGAAAGAUAUUAUUUGUCUUCAUUGUGGAAUAAAUAAAAAAUCUGAGUCCCCCUCAAGGAACCCCAGACCUACAGAUUCUGUACGCUAAUUCUCUACCACUGAGCGACAAAGAACUUCAAUAUUAAGUUCAGAUCUGAUACAGUCCCUGCAUACUGUUUGGUCAUUAAAAAACUCUGAGUCUCUCCUGAAUAAUCAAACUGUGACUGUCAGAUUCCACACUUUGAUGCAUUACCACUUAGCUACAGCAGAACUCUACGAUAAGCCCCAUGCUAUGAAUAGGUUCAUUUGUCCCCAUGCUUGUGACAAGAGGACUAGGUAAAAUCUUUCAUCAUUUAAUCACUGAGUUCCUUUAGACAUGAAAAAUAAUUUUCAAUCUUUUUCAUAGGACUGAGCAUUAAUGAUGUGUCUGAUAUGUAUAAAUACAUUAGAAAACAGUGAUUAAAUCCAUUUGUAGUUAUGAACAAUAUCUAUUAUGUUAUACCAAAAUUAUAUCACUGUUGUUGAUAUGUAGGACCUCUUGAUGAGUGGAUUGGCUUGUAGUGAACCUUCUCUAAAGUGUGCAUCAUUUAAAGCAGUAAUUACAAUGGCUCUAAGGUAAAUUAUUUUUUUUACAUAAUCAGCCUUAUGUUCGUGCACUGUAUUUUCAAAAUUGAUUCUAAUUCACUUAUUUUUAUACUCAGCACUGCUUAGAGGUUUUACCACAAAAUAUCAAACAUUUUUUUACACUGUUCCUGUUGUUUUAGAAAAUGUAAAGUAACCCCUUGGACUAUUUUAAAUAGUCCCACCAUUUUAUCUGGCACAAUUAUUUUAAUUGAUUGGACCAUUUUAGCUACGGGUAGUUACCAGUUUAUCUAGUUUUAGCAGUUGGACCAUUUUGUCUAGGUACCCUUUUCUAUCUAAUUAGACCAUUUUAUCUACAAUCAGCAUCAAAAUUAGUCAACACAUCAUGUUUGAACAAUCCAAUUUAUGUCUAGAAUAACAAUCCUGUGUCUACCACACUCUUAAUCUUUGACAAGACAUUGCCUCCCCAUUCAAUAUCUAGCUAAAAGUUUAUGUGUCACAAUAUAAUAUGACAUCGUUUUUUGCCUUGGGUAAAUUGAUGACGUUUCUUAAAAGGAGUCUUUCAUGACACCUGUUCAAUUCUCUUGGUUGACCAGCCCCCUUUUUUUCAGUCAUAAAGAAAGACCAUUUUAUUUACUAAGACUAUUUAUCCCUGUGGACCAUUAAUGCUGCAUGAGGAUCAUUUUACUUAGUUGAGCCACUUAAUGUGGUAGACUGUUUAAUCUAGUUGGGCCAUUUUAAGCAGUUGGACCAUUUUAUGUAGUUAGACCAUUUUAGGUCAUUGAACCAUUUUAAUUGGUCUGACCAUUUAAAUGAAUUGGACUAUUUUUACUGGUUAGAUAAAUUUAUCCAGUUCAACAUUUUAUCUCAUUUUUUUAGUGAGACCAUCUAUACCAGAUGUAUUAAUGUAACUACAUAGUUUUGCAUGGGCUAUAUUGUAAAUUUCCUUACAGGCCCUUGGUACUCAGCAACUUUUCAGACAAUCUCAGCAGCCUGUUUAUACUCAACAUCCUCUCUGUUCCUGGGCUUAUCCUACAUCUUUCAUCAAUAGCACCAGAUGUAAGUUUUCACUCAUUUGUAUCUGCAAAUUGUAUGACUUGUUAUUCAUUUAAUAAAAAUAACUGCUGGUAACAACAAUUUAGUAAAAAUGAUUGUGAGCUAACAACUGAUUUUAAAAAACCGAUUGCAAGAAAAAUGGCAAAAAUUUUUAAUUAUUGGAAACUUUGAAGCAUUGUUUGCAAAAGGUAAAGAGUAAGGGCAAAGUUGGUAUUACAUAACAGUUAAAUUGCUUCCUCAAACAUACACACAAUACACAAUACACUAAUUAUUAUUACGACUCCCCUAUACAAAGCUAUUCUGUUGUAAUACAAUAAUAUUUAUCUAAUAAAUUACAAUGGGUAAAAGAAUAUUUACAUGUGUUGGGAAGAAAAAAGAAAAAAAAAAAGGAAAAGAAAAAGAAAAACCAUUUUUAAGUCCUAAGUCAAAGAACCUUUUAAAUGUUUUUUUUUCUGUUUAUGGUAUCUAAAAUACUUAUUAACACCCCUACCUUGAAUUAAGACAGAUUUUAUUUUAAGAGUUAAAAACUUCACUUGCAAUCAAGAUUUAGAUGUUUAGAUCUCACUUACUUUUGAAGUCAGUGACACACGAAACAGUUUUGAUUUUAUCCUUUUUUUGGUUAUUCAGGGUUUAAAGCCUUUGAAGGUUCAUGGCAUCUAUAAAAAAGUUAUAUCAUUCCUCCAGAAAGAACAGAGCAUUAGAAUUGUCUUGAAUGCAUUAGAAUGUAGCUACUCUCUCUGUCUUUUGGGUAAGUACAGUGGCUGAGACUAGUACUGGUCAGGAUUGUUGACUGUCUCCUAUUUUUAAGACAAUAGCACAAGUUGCCUUUUGAUCUCUUCACGGAAAAUUUUACAUCACAAGACAAAGUGGAUAAUAAAGUAUUCUUAACAUCUACUUUUUCUGAAUUAAAAACCAGCCUUUUUUCUUUCUCUGCAGCUAAUUUAGUGGAACUUUCUCAGCUUGAAAUAGAGGUAGGUGUUUAAUCAAGCUUUACUCUUUUUCCUGGUCUUGAUGGGUUGUGAGUUAACUUUGCCUAAUGUUAUGAUAUGGGUGAUGAGUAUGAUAAUAUGUUACUCUGUAAUGUAACUCUGUAACUGUUAUGGAAUGACUCAUCUUACUUUGUAGGUCUUGAGGGAAGAUUUAACCAGUUUUUUGGUGAGUACCAUACAAGCCAUCUAAGGAUCCUUAUUUAUAUUCUUUUCUAUUUUGGCAUGCGAGGUUGUCUUAAACUACACGAUGAGAUACAGUAAGAUUCUGUUAGACAAUGUAGAUGUAAAGUUACAUGGUGAAAGUGACAAUAAGCAGAUUGAUACUUUCAGUUAUAAAUACAUCCAGGCAUGAUGCCAUGGUGCCCCAUCUUGCUUUUAAGCACCUAGACCACUUCAAAACAUGAGCUCUAACCCAGGGUUUUUGUGAUUCUUAAACUAGUAUUAAAGCUCCACAGAUGGAGAUGUUUAACAAAUAGAUUCUAUAUAUGUUGCACACAGAAGCACACAAGAUGCAGCUAGGUGUGUCACAUAUUCUCUCCACAUUUUGACAUCUUUAGUGAUCUGUUACAUUAGAUAAAGAAGCAAAGUGUUGCUCAUGGUGGUGUCAUCUAAGUAUGCAUCUGUCCUCCAGUAGAUCAUUUAUGUAAGAACCAAUCAAAAGGCUUGUAUAAUUUAGCCGUACUGUCUCUUAACAACUGUUGCAUGUUAUGUUAUUUUCAGGAAAUAAUUACAAAGAUCCUCAACUAUUGCCAAUCAUAUGUUGCUAAGAAGCAGUCCAAUCUAACAAACUGGCAUCCCAUAUUAGGUUGGUUCAAGCAAUCUACAGAUGAAUGGUGAGUCAUUACAUUAUUACUUGUUUGUUCUAAAUACAAUUAAAAGAAUUAUAGCUGAUGCCAUGCUCACUCCUUUGCUAUGUCACAGGAAUAUUAGUUGGUGGCAAUGAUAUUAUGCUUCUUCACACCUACUGCAGGGUGGGCCCUACUGCAGGGUGGACCCUACUGCAGGGUGGGCCCUACUGCAGGGUGGGCCCUACGGCAGGGUGGGCCCUACGGCAGGGUGGGCCCUACUGCAGGGUGGGCCCUACUGCAGGGUGGGCCCUACUGCAGUCUGGGUAGUGGUGUCCUAAGAUCAGUUCAUUUCCUGGUCCCUCAUCCCACAAAAACUCAAUUCAAAAUACAAGCUAUUAUGACCCAAAACUAAAAUUUAUCUCAUUACCAUGAAAGGUCGCGAAAGGUCACAUGAUACGUACGCUAGUAUUCAAUAAAUGAGGGCUAUUAACUAACUGUUCCAAAAAAAAAAAAAAGAAGACAUUUGUAGGGUUAUUGGAAAGAGCAGCAAAGCUUUCUGCUUAAUUUUCUUUGGAGGAGAAAUUCAUACUUUUCCUAACUAUUUAGGGUGGUGAAUCUUAAGGACACUGUUCUUCAGUUUGUGAUAUCUGUACAGGGGAGUGAUGGUGAUGUUUGGGACCGGAUUGGGUCGAAAAGUUUUAGUCCACUUUUAAGAUUUCCACUGAGAGACUGUGGUCCAAGCAAUCUAAUCUGCUUGGUGUCUGUCCAGAUGACUUGAAUGUCUUGUGCAAUGGAAAGAUAGUUUAUUUAUUAUCUGAUGUUCCUAAAUCGUUGACUUAGUGAUUGAAGAAAGUUCCAAGUGAAUUCAAGAAGAAUAGCACCUAUAUAGAAAUGGCCUUUCAUUGAUAUAUUAGAGGUUUGGAUAGUGUCGGCUAUACUGGACAUGUGACAGGAAAACUCAAAACUCAAUUUAGUGAUGUCGUAAUUGCCAGGAACCACAACACGCGAAUUCCAUUCUUUUCAAAAUAUAAUAUACAUUUGGUGUGUACAGUUCAAAUGGGUUGAAGAAAUGGUGGUAUUAUGGUCAGUUUCCUGGACUCUGGAAUGAAAGGGCUAAGUGUAAGCGUGGGAUGUGAUAUAACGCGUUUUUAGCAAUUACACCUCACCCUCUUAUUACACACCUCAUUCAACCUCAGAGUAUAAAUGGCUCUAAAAGUUUUCAAUUUAAUUUUUGUGACACACUGCAGGGUAUCAGGAGAUGGACAAGGGGACUACCAAUACUUCUUGUCACUGCAUGCCAAUUAGUUCGUAAGUGAAACUCGAGCUGACACCUUCCCUUGUGUUUAUAGGCUGAACAAUUCAAUUCCUCAUAUAAGAAAGCAGCUUCAGUCCCUGUGGAGUCAGAAAGUUGUGAAUCUGUUGUUUGAGGCUCUUUUAGUCAUCAGUGAAGGUGAAAGCAAUGAAAUAAAGAGCAAGGAUGACAAAGGUCUGGUAAAAAGAGUACAUUUUCUGCGUUUAAAACAGUUUUUAUGUCAAAAAGUUGAAAACGUGGUCAGAACUACCACCGGGAUUUGGGAGGGGAAGGUCCUCAAUAAUUGGUCAGAAGGUAGCUGUGCCUCUCAUUAAAAGUGGUGGGUUUAUCAUCCAAAGUCUAUAAAGUAAUACACACAAUUUGUUAUAAAGGGGUGUUUGCGCACAGGAAACAUUAAGCAUAGCAGUACAAUUAUAAAAGAUUAACACUUAUGCUCUCAAACAGGGCCAAGAAGCAAUGGCCUUAACUGGAAGCACCUUAUCACUUCCUUACCAUCAUCUAAUGGGUUCCUGUACAUAGCUGUUAACCCGAUUAUUGUAGACUAGGUCUUGAUCCCUAAGAGAGAAGGUCUCAUUCAACCUAAAAUACAGCCCUCUUUACUUCGUGAGUGAAGACCCUUAUCCAACGUGAACUGUUGUGAAGAUGAUUUUGUGGAACACAGUCAACAAGUAACAGGAGGCUGUCGAGGUUGACUAAACUCUAACAGUUGCCGUUCCAUUCAGUACAUUUAAUGUUUCCAAUCACCUGUUUAACCACAGGUAAUUGGAAACCAUGGUCUCGUAUCGGCAGAGGUCGCUCCAGAUGUGGUCAGUCCAGUUUAUCCAGUUCGCAGGUUGAGGUGAUACAGAAAUCUUGUGUCAUGUAUCAAACUGUACUGUGUACUUUCUCUCAGAUCAAGCUGGAUAUUUUGACAGGUUUGUAGCUAAGACUGAAUUGCUUUAUCUUUUCUUUAAGUUACUUAGUAUACAUUUCUUGAUUUGCUGAUGGCUGCAGCUCCUUCAGUGAGCUGGUUCUGCUAAGCAGGCGUCGUAAGCUUGCAUGAUUUCAAAUCCUUUGGCAAAUGCUCGCUUUACGGAAGAAAUAAACUACACUUUCCCAUGGUAUGGCGUCCUAUAUUUGAGAGAGCUAAGAGCGCCAAUUAGAGAAAAAGGGCAAUAUUUAGUUUUUUUUUUCUUGUUGACUUCGCGGCUUGUGUGCACCAAAUGUGUGACAACGUCUGCAUUUGCAGUGAAAAGCAGUCUUUUUUUCUAUUUCUCUGCUUCAUUAAGGUAAGUCUAUAGGAAUAAAAGAAUAUUAGAGACAGUUUCUGGUAUUUGCCAGGUGAGGUUAAUGUCUUGUGCUCAACCAUGAAAUAUAUUCGAAGAAGUCCGAUUGUUUUAGAGUUCAACUUGGAAAACUGCACUUGCUCGAUAUCCUUCGUUAAAACUGGAUUUUAGGUUUGGAGUGUUACCAUACUUCUUUAGCUCCUAGGGGGUUAAAAGGAGUUUUACAAAGUAGGUAAUACGAGGAUUUUCUUCUUUUUGUUCUUGUAGGGUUGAGUUACCAAGAAGGAUUUGUGGUGCAUCUUUGGAAGUUUUUUGAUUCUUUUUGUCAAAAUGACCGCGUGGAAUCUCACUUGUGGAGUCUUGAAAAGACAGGCUUGUUUAACAGCCACGAGCUUCAGGCCGCUCUUGUGCUUUUCUGUGACUGUUGCAGUCACUUAUUGCCGUAAGUAAAAUUCAUCUCAUUGAAUUUCAACUUGUUUGAACAAGAUAUAUUUCGUUUUCUUCUUUGUAGCUUAGUGCAUGCCUCCCUAGCUGUUAAAUAUUUCAGAGAAGUUGUCAGGAAAACUUUGUCAUGAAACUUCCCCUGUAAUCUUAAUUCACACGAGAAUAAUACGAGAAAUUCCCAAAUGUCUCGCACGUUUCCAGUACACACUCCAAUAGGAAGAUAGCAGUCUAGACCCUUGUAAUUCAAAUCGGUUGAGACAUCAAGAUUGCCAGCUCGGUGUCACGAUUUUUCCAAACGAAAGCUCUUCUUGGAUAGUAACGUCAGAUCGGCCUAUACUAUACUAGUAUAUAUAUACACCUACACUAGUGUAAAUAAACAAAUACUUCGAGUUGUAAUCGAAUAUCCUUAUGUUGAACUGGUAACUGUUAAUUUCUUACCCGUCUAGUUAUAUAAGUAUGAAAAUGUAGCCGCUACAUUUUAUUUCUUUUACCAUUUUAACCCAUCGUAGCAAAAAAAACUUUCAAGUACAUUUAAUUUUGUGGCUCAGCCGGCUAGAUUAGCGCCUCAGACGUUCUGAGAAGACUUGCGCCUGUUCCUGUUGUUUUCCACUACGUUUGCAGAUAUUAGAUUUAAGGUGAAACAAUCGAAAUUCUACUCUGUGAUCAAUGGCCAAGUUGCUUUGACACAGUAUCUUCAAUUGAUCACUAUUCUUAACAUCACAUAUUGAUUAUUUUUUCACCUUAGCAUUGUUGAUGAUUCUGAAAUGUACGAGAUACAAAAACCGUUUCGUUUAGACGAGCUGAAUAGAAUAUCUGCCUUCCUCAAUAACUUGGUCUUCAAAAUGUUGUGGAACGAGAUGGUGGAGGGUAUGUUCAUGUUUCUUAAUUCAAGAUGAAUGAGUUUCCUCUUCUUCCAGCCCCCUUCCCUCUACUUAAAACCAUUUCUAGAAUGAACUUACACAGUAGCCUUCUUUUCUGUAAUAAAGUCAGAGUUGUCGUUGUAAAUGUGGGUGCUGCUCGUUUAAUAUUAGCUCUAGAAUUACUCCUCUGUUCUUGUCAAUGAUUGGUGAUGAGAUAUUUGUCACCAAGAGCCUACUUUCGUGGAAUUUUUUAGAAUCAAGAGAGCAGAUGUUGAACUCAGCGCAUACAUUGCUUAUGAUACUGUAUGACAGAGAUUGCAGACGCCCUUUCACCUCUCAAGAUCAGUGGCUUGUUAGGUUAGUAGAUAUUUUUUACGUAAGAACUCGAUCUAACCAUGUACGGUCAAUGCAUUUUAUGUUCGUGGGCCCUGUCCAUCGCGGCUUAGCCUCAGUAAUCGGAUGGGCGAGGAAAAAUCAUUUAGAUCUCCGCUUUAAGGCUUGGCCCAAUGUAUACAUCUGACUUUCAUUAUUACGUUACUGGCCAUUCUACCAAUGGCGGUUUAGGGACGAUGUACGGAAACAUUAAAACAAACUUUCAUAGAGCGCCGUCAAAGAAAUUCACUUAGGGCAACAUGGAAUAUAUCCAACAUGUAACAGUGCGAAGUCUUCUGGGACCACCAUGAUAGAAGGCCAGCGCCCAAACUGCCCGGCCAUGCUACCCACAAAAAAGCUCCCUCUUAACCAUUUUUCAGUAUUUCAAAAGACCAUUGUCGAGACAAAUUUAUCAUUUUUGAAUCAUUCAGAGAGGAAAGAACGUCUUAGUUGACGAAAAAUCACAACACUCAGAUUGCGGCGUUUAAGUUUUUAUUUUGUACAAAUGCAUACUAUUGUUGUGGACACAGGUGCCUUUAGUUCCGUAAAUUUAUAUUUAUUUGUCUGCCCUCCUUUUACACCAUAGGAGCAUUAAAACGAGUACGUUUGUAUCAGAACUUGAAAAGCGGAAGAAAGGCGCCCUGAUGGUGAUUCAGAAAAUACCACAUGUUCUGCCUCAUAGAGAGGUAUGUUAACUUAUUUUUAAUUUAUUCCCUGUAGCUGUUUGCGAGGUUACUGUAACACAAAUUAUUUCAGCUUGUGCUGUUCACAGAGGUCGUUAUUAUCGAAGCCUAUUGUUAUCAAUGUUGAUCCACUUUUCUUGAUACGUUAAUAUUCUGCAGAGGGUACAACUGUUUAGGAAGUUGGUCACCAAAGACAAAGUGGAACUUGGUAUCACUCGUCCCUCAGAUGAUUUUUUUCCUCAAGGGACGCUUAUUACAGUUCAUCGAGCGAGACUGUUGGAGGUGAAGCACGUUUUUAUGUCGCUUGUUGUGAAUUCCUAGGGAAACAAUACCGUUAUCUUUUAUGCUCGUCAGCAGGAGUGGUAAACCUUUCAGAAAUUCAUUGUUCUACUUAACGUUUCUUUCAUUUUGCAAGAGAUAAGUAUUUCAUUAUUUGAGGCUACAUUUACGUUAGUUUUAAUAGACAUUGUGUUCAAAAGAAAGAGCUGUAAAGGAACACAAUCCAUAGUGAAAACGAAAAACGACCUAUUCAGCUGUUAAUUCUGUUACUCGUGAAGAGUAAACGGCAAAAUUUAGUUCAUAAAGAUUAAACCUUUUCCUCACGUCGCUGCAAAUCAAUUGUCCAGUUGUGUAUUAAUUUGAAUAGAUACAUUUUGUGUGACAUUUGUCAAUUUUUGUCUCUUGAACUGAUCAGGAUGGCUAUGAACAGCUGGCCUUGCUCCCAACUCGUUCAUUUAAAGGAAUCAUCCGUGUCAGAUUCAUUAAUGAACAGGUGAGUGUUUUUGGACGGAAUAACAGAAUAAGGAAGACCUUUAAAAAUAAAUUUGGAAUGACACACGGUACUGGUUUACACAUUCUGCAUAAUUUAAACUGUGGUUUGAGUUUGCUUUUUGUUACAAAUAGGGUCUCUCCGAGGCUGGUAUUGACCAAGAUGGUGUGUUUAAAGAGUUCCUUGAGGAGGUGGUAAAAAAAGGAUUUGAUCCCUCACUUGGUUUAUUUAAGGUUAGAAGAGUUGUGUGGAAAAAAACUGUUCUGUGGCAAAUAAGUGUGGCUGUGUAUUUCCAUAAAUUUACGUUAGUGUGUGUCAUAAUUGUUCGAAGUUCGAUUGUGUUAAGAAAUAACAUUGAUAUCAUAGAUAAAAAAGGGGGGGGAUUCUAAGCUAAAGCACAUGAUAAUUGGGAGUGAUCAUUUACUGACCAUCUCACUUCCUGUCCAUUAAACCGUUUGACAUUUAAACAAUAACAUAGCUAAUUGUAAACAAGGACAGACUGAAAUUUAAGUCGCAGAUGAAAAGCAACAUCCCUAGUUACAACGGUUAGAAAACCAUGCAUUUCUUGAUUUUUUCCCCCCUUCCCACCCCUGUGAAAUGUUCAUUGAUUAAUUUUAUGCGGUAUAUUGAUCUGACAAUAUGCUUUUACUUGGUACUAAACCCAUUAAAUUGACAUUGAAUUGCAUUAAGUUAGAAGAACUGUUACUUGAAUGUUGGUGAAUCGAACAAUAAUGUCGUGUUACUUCUAGAUGACCAGUGGCGAGGAAGAGCGAUUAUUUCCGUCAAGCACAUCGUUUAUUCACAACAAUCAUUUGAAAUUGUUCGAGUUCUUGGGUAAGGUGCUGGGCAAAGCUCUGUACGAAGUAAGUAGAGUAUUUCUGAUUACCUAAAUCCAUCUUUGUUAGAACCAUUACCGUUUCCGUGGGUUGGAGUUACCAACAUUGAAAAAAUGAUACUUGUCAACUGUUAAGGUCUUCUUUUUGUAUACCCACUAAUUCAUGCCUGCUGUGUAUGCUUCAUUCCAUUUAGGGUAUGGUCGUCGAAGUACCGUUUGCAUCAUUUUUCCUCAACCACAUUCUUAGUCGACAGCACAGCGGUUUGUACAGUUCAAUAGACGAACUGCCUUCACUUGAUCAGUCACUGUACAAAAGUUUAUGCUUCAUCAAGGUUUGCAUCUUUAAUGAACAUUUUACUUCAAAUUUACAUGUGUUAUAAGAGAUAAAUCAAGUUAACUCCGCCUUGUGUAAGUCAACUGGGAGAGAGCACCGGGGUUUGAUCUCCCAACAGGACCAACACCUGGGGUCUGGAAAUAAAUUAGGACAAAGUUCUGCUUUUACAGUCAACAAAUUGGACCCUUGUUGGUAAAGAAUAGGGCACAGAGUUGCCGGUGUUGCGGUGCGGUUUUUCUCUAUUAUGAUGUCAUCGUUGCAUGGAUAGGAAAAUGCAUGGAGAUUUUGGCUGAUAACAACAAUUUAAAAAUCUGAGAGUAGAUGAAGUACGAACUCUGCUUGACUAGUGAGCUUAUCUUACCUUACUCUAUUUUUUCGAACAGACCCAUUCCCACCUCCUACCAUCGAUAGCGUUUUACGUCAUUAAAUCUUUCUUUUUCGGUAUGGAAGGAUAUUAGCAAUACAUUAAAUUUUGAAUAACUUAAUAAUUCAAAAUCAUUGAUAGUAAGAGAACGGAGUCGAGUGAAAGAAUAAUGAAAAAGUGAACACGAUUCGUUAACUAAUAUUAAAUAUAACAAAUGAAAAAGCCUUGAGAGUGCUUUCUUCUUGUGUCAAACUUAUAGGAAGCGGUUAGUUAUGUGUGACAUUCUUUCUUUAUUUUCAGCAUUAUGAUGGCGACGUUCGAGAUCUCGAACUGUCAUUUUCCUUUGACGAAGAUGUUCUUGGCAAGGUAGGAUCUAACUCUUAGCGUGUGCUUGGCCCAGAAGUAACCUUCUUCCCUGGCUCAGCCAAAUCUGAUAUUCAACCAUUAUGAUCACAAGGCCAUAACACUUUUCCGAGUUACUAUUAAACUUCUCUUUUGAUUCAUCUAUGGACUCAAUACCAGGCUUCUGAAUCAAGACUGGGACAUACGUUAUAAGAUGAAGGCUUAUUUACAAGGUCUCUAUUUUGAAUAUUUGAAUAUUGAAUAUUUUUUGGCUAAUUUUUGUGUUACGUUCAGGUGAUCACUCAUCAACUCAUGCCAGGCGGAAAUGUUAUUCAAGUCACAAAUGAUAAUAAGUGAGUGGAGUUCUGCAUCCUAUCCGCUAAGUAAUUCGUUUGGACCUCUAAUUUGAUUCAACGUUACAACUUUUACAAACAAUAUCCUCAACGUUUUAAGAAAGUGUUUUUGCUUAAAGUUGCAAAAGUGAGCUCGCAGUAACAGAAUGAAGGAAAGUUAUAGAACAUAAUCAACUGUUUCAUGGCUCAAUUUCCAAUGGCUGAAUACAAAUAAGCAGGUCGAAUAGGAAUUUUGUAGUGUUGAUUUCUAAGUAGAGACGCCAUUCGGGCUGCAGUGCGCGGCGGGGGGGGCCUGGGGGUCAAAGUUGCAUAUUGUCGGUACUGCAGCUCCUCACUCAGAUCAGAAUUUCACAUCAGCUACAAAAUAAGUCUUGUAUCUGCCGUGGAAAGGUGAAAAGAUCAUAAGAAUGGAUACAGUUAAGGCUAUACAAUUUGGCACUGGUGUACGAACAUCUAUAUGUUUUUGUGGGUCGUAUGAACAAUUUCAGAGUGUCACUUGAGGUUCAUUGUGCUACAAUUUUCUCGAGGUUGGAUUGUGCUCACAUACGCUCAGAACAAUAUUUUCUAUUGUAAGUACUAAAAUGUUGUUCCUCAUCCUGGAAAAGUUCAUUUCAGGCCAAUGUUUUUGACAGCUCUCCGCGCGAUUAAGAAUGAUAUUGAUCCAAAAUGGGCGCCAAGAUAUGACAUCAUUCGCUGUUAAUCAAUCUCAAUUAACACUUUAUGUCGUUGAACUUGACCUGUUAAGUUUUCUAUAUUUUCAUGCAGGAUAAGUUAUGUCCAUUUGAUGGCUCACUAUCGCAUGUGUGUUCAAAUCCGGGAACAAACGGCAGCCUUUAUACGGGGUUUCAAAUCUAUCGUGCGACAUGAUUGGUUGCAGAUGUUUUCCGGUCCUGAACUUCAGAGACUCAUUUCCGGUGACAAUGCGGCAAUGGAUCUUGGUGACUUGAGGUAUCGUAAGUCGUAAUGAUUAUAAGUGGCAGUAAAAGGUUAAGAUAAAGUUUGAAGUCACAGUGAAGUGAAGUUUCGAUUCUAGAAACAUGAUCUUAUUUAACUACUCUUCUUUCUUCAGGAAGCAUACCUUAGUUGAAAAAACCGUCUUUCAUCUUCGACCGUUGUCCCGCAGGUUAUGAACCAAUAUGGUGGACCUUAGGAAGUUCUGUCAUAAACUUUUUGAGAGACUGCUGCUUAUUUUAAAUUCAGGCAAAGAUUUCUGAGCUCAAACUUUUUUUCUCUAUUUCUUUCUCUUUAGCACAAGAAAAACUAAUAUCAUGUUAUCACGAUUGUAAGUUGUCCUUGGAUGAGUGUUGUGUUAUCCAACCCAGAUCAACCCAUGGUUUGUAUUUUUAAUUUUGCAGACGUCACACAAGAUACUAUGGUGGUUACCAUAGCAAUCACAGAGUAGUCAACUGGUUAUGGGAUGUACUGGAGAAAGACUUUUCUGAGGACGAAAAAUCCAGAUUUCUUAAGGUAGGGUUUUCAUUGUUCACUCGUCAUAAUCCUCGCUAAAGCAAGAAGUUCGCCUGUUAAGUUUGGUUAGGGUUUAAUACAGUUUUUUUUUUCAGUUUUUGUUCGAUGGUAAAAUAUGCUGUUUAUCCCCCUAAUUUUCAUAUUCAUUUCCAUUUCGUAUCCUUGACCACUGUUCUACAAUUCGCCUUGCCUGUCUUUGGUAACCUCAGCUUCAAAAAUGAUUCGCCGCUUGGUAGACAUAUGAAUAAUGACCCUAACACUCUCAUGACUGGGACGUCAAUUGGUGAACAGAAAGCUCAGAUAAUUCCCCACAAUAUUACAUCGCAAGGGCGUAAUGUAUUUUGUGGUCAGUAGUUCAAGCUCACAAACUUCUCCUUGUCUACCCGCAGUUCGUUACGAGUUGCUCGAAACCUCCGUUGUUGGGAUUUGCUCAUCUGGAGCCUCCAUUCUCCGUUCGAUGUGUGGAGUGUAAUGAUGACGAGGUGAGUGAUUACUUAAUCAAAACGUGAUUAGCUUCGUACUUCUCUGUACAAAAUCAGUCAAGAUCAUCCGAUGACUCGCUUGACGGUUCGCUCAUCGUAGCGACUUUCCUAGCAUGCCAGAUUUCUUUUGACUAACUCGUCUGGUGUGCCUUUUUCUGCAAUUUUGUUAUGCCCAUCGCUACUAAUUGCCAGAAAACGUCAACCAUUUAGGCUAGCUUGUUUUGUUGCAUGGCUGCUCAGAAUUGUCGAUAACAAAGAUGCUUGGCUUCGGACAAAGGAAAAACUGAAGGAGCAAAUAGGCAAAAAAUCUUCACGAGUCUCCACGCACAUAAAGAUGGUGAAAUUUACUCUUGCUUUCCGCUGGCAAUGAAAUUUGCUGAAAUCGGUGCUCAAAACCUAAACGUAUGAACAGAAGGGUGUGAGCGUGGUAACGCUAAAAGGGUAAUUGCAUCUUUACAAUACCACAUUCAAGCGGCGGUGUUGAGGUAAAGAGAAAAUGUAGUUACGAUAGAAUUAAUUCUAACCUUAAGUGGACCUUAUGUGUUGCCUGACUUAGCUCCGACCGAAAAUAUUCAGGACCCUUCUUGCUGUUGAUUGAUUUUCAUACCCGUUGACCAAACGGUAUUAAUUCCACCCUCCCCUCCGAAAAUAAAAAUUCCUGAAGUUGAGAAAAAGCCUACCAGAGAUUUUUCUUGAGCGUCGCCAAAUAACGUUGAAAGAGGACUUCGCUGUAAGUUAAACAUAUUAAUGUCGAUUUCCAUGCCAUGCUCACUGUUUGAAACUUCAAUCCUAUUGUGAACACGUGUCAAAAUUGUUUAAAUGCUGAGAGAGAAAGUUAGUUUUUGAGCGCUCUGAUUGGGAGCUUAAGAAAAUUUUAUCAAACAGCCAACUCAAGUUGGACGGAGAAGUAAAGUUACUGCUGAUUUAUCGAUUCAAUGAGUUAUUCAAAAACUCCUCGUUUUUUCCAAGGAUGAAGGUGACACUGUUGGCAGCGUGUUUCGCGGGUUUUUCAGCGUUGGCCGGCGGCGUGAUCCAGUUGGGAGACUACCCACCUCAUCUACUUGUUUCAAUUUGCUCAAACUUCCCAACUAUAGGAAGAAAAGCACACUCAAAGAGAAGCUCCGUUAUGCAAUCAACGCCAACGCAGGAUUUGAACUUUCAUAAUCGACGACAGUGAAACAGGAACAGUCCCUUUAUUUGUUACCCCCAAAGAUCCAUUCUCAGAUCUAUCGCCUCGCAAAGCUACCUUUAACUUAUAGGAAGCUUCAAAAUAUUGCUGUAGUUGGUAAUAAAGAAAGGUCAGUGAGAUGAUUAUCCAAAACAUUGAAGGAAAAUUUGAGCUAUUUUGCUUAACGAAGUUACUUCAGCGCUGAAUGAGACUUGGGUCGGUAAAGCAGAUCUCAGUCAAUGUUCUUUUUAUUUCUAUGAAAAUUGGUUUAUAUGAAAAAUAAAUGUACAUACAC
Molecule: messenger RNA, 22166 nt
Organism: Pocillopora meandrina
Lineage: Eukaryota; Metazoa; Cnidaria; Anthozoa; Scleractinia; Pocilloporidae
Source: the annotation of a GenBank genome assembly